Molecule: messenger RNA, 264 nt
Organism: Loa loa (African eye worm)
Lineage: Eukaryota; Metazoa; Nematoda; Chromadorea; Rhabditida; Onchocercidae
Exons: 1
Coding region: 1-264 (87 amino acids)
Source: RefSeq, a predicted model, not a curated record
AUGAAAUCGACGCCAGUCGAACGUGAAUUUCGUAAUGCAUCACUCCAACUACUAAAGAGAUUUAAUGUGAUCUCAGAUAUAUGCUGGACACGAUUUCAUCGAGGUACUUCACAGUUGUUGAUUUGUGUAGUUGUUUGUAUACUAUUUCUGCAUUCAAAGGCAAAUCUGGAUAAUCGCAAAGUGCUGUUGGUUGACUGUGAUGAGUCUGGUACUGGUUAUAACUAUUACAGGAAAAGAGAAAGCGUUCAGGUUUACCGAGUUUAA